Messenger RNA from Verruconis gallopava, 3231 nucleotides. RefSeq lists its product as uncharacterized. NCBI's taxonomy places the organism in Eukaryota, Fungi, Ascomycota, Dothideomycetes, Venturiales, Sympoventuriaceae. The transcript has 2 exons. Gene Ontology annotation, molecular function: FMN binding; NADPH-hemoprotein reductase activity; flavin adenine dinucleotide binding. The coding region runs from base 1 to 3231 and encodes 1076 amino acids. The record is from RefSeq and is a predicted model, not a curated record. Gene Ontology annotation, cellular component: cytosol.
AUGACAGAGCAAAUACCGGGGCCGCGGGCUCUUCCGAUCCUGGGCAACAUUCUCGACCUGCGGGAUCCUGAUGGGGUCAAUAUCCGGCCCCUUGAGCGCAUGAUCGACGUGUACGGACCGAUCGUCAAGUUCAAGGUGGCCGGACGCGAGACCGUCGUGGUCGGCGGCUACGACCUGUUCGAGGAGUUGUGCGACGAAACCAGGUUCUGGAAGGUGCGGCACGAGAUCCUCGUCAGCGGCGAGGAUCCGAAUGCGGUGUCCGGCCUGUUCGCCCAGGCCAACGAGAAGCUCGUCGACUGGCAGCAGGCGCACCGGAUCCUGAUGCCGGCGUUCGGCCCCUUGGCCAUCGAGAAGAUGUUUCCGGAAAUGGACGACAUCGCGACCCAGUUGCUGCUCAAAUGGGCGCGACAAGGUCCGGAUGCCAAGAUCCUGGCGUCGGAAGACUUCUCAAGGCUCACGCUCGACACCAUCGCUCUGUGCGCCAUGGACUACCGCUUCAACUCGUUCUACACAAACGAAAUGCAUCCUUUUGUUCAGGCGAUGAACCGCGGGCUAGGGGAGAAGAACUCCCGCAACCAGAUCGGCAGUCGCAUCAAGAGCUUGAUGCCCGGCCAUAAGGAGCAGAUCCAAAAGGACCAGAAGCUCAUCUUGCAGACGGGAGCGGAUAUCGUGGCCCAACGGAGGGCAAAUCCGGUUGACAAGAAGGAUCUCUUGAACGCAAUGUUACACGGAAAGGACCCAAAGACAGGUGAGACUAUGCGAGACGAGCUUAUCGUCGCGAACAUGAGGACGUUCUUGAUCGCUGGACACGAGACCACGUCGGGAAUGCUGACGUUUGCGUUCGCGGAGAUGCUAAAGAAUCCGUCGACCUACUUCAAGGCCCAGAAAGAAGUUGACGAAGUGAUUGGCAAGGAGAAGGUGAACGUCAAACACCUCGGCAAGCUCAAGUACCUCAACGCUUUGCUCAAGGAGACGCUGCGGUUGCACCCAACGGCUCCGGCAUACUUCCGCGCGGUGCGACCGGAGAACAAGGAAGAGAAACCGACGAUCGGAGGAGGGAAAUAUGCCAUGCCCGGGACCGCAGGCGUGCUUUGCCUCCUGACGAAGAUCCAGGUCGACCCGAAGAUCUGGGGUAAUGACGCGAACGAAUUCCGGCCAGAGCGCAUGCUCGACGAAAACUUUGAGAAGCUGCCGCAGGCAGCAUGGAAGCCCUUCGGCACCGGCCUGCGGGCAUGCAUCGGGAGGGCCUUCGCCUGGCAGGAGGCACUGCUCAUCUGCGCUUCCAUCCUGCAAAAUUUCAACAUGACCAUGGACGAUCCAACGUACGAGUUGAAGAUCGUGCAGACGCUUACGAUCAAGCCAAAGGACUUUUACAUGCGCGCGAAACUGCGGCCUGGUCUUACUGCUGCCGGUCUGCAGGAACGUCUUGCCGGCCGUGCAAACGUUGCCGAGGCGAAUGGUGCGGGCAAUCCUACGGCAGCAGAGGAGGAGAUUGUUGGUGAUGAGAACCUGAGGAUUCUUUACGGUUCCAAUACCGGGACAUGCGAGACCUUGGCCAGGAAGUUAGCGUCUCAGGCAGGCCAACACGGCUUCAAAGCCGGCGUCGUCGAGCUGGACAACGCGAUCGAGCAAUUACCGACGGACAUGCCUGUGGUCGUCAUUACUGCUUCAUACGAAGGUCAGCCAUGCGAUAACGCGGCUAGUUUCGCAGCUUGGUUGGAGGCUCAAAGGGAUCCAACUCUGCUCAAAGGUGUGCAGUAUGCGGUCUUCGGGGUCGGCCACAGCGACUGGCGCGACACCUUCCAGCGACAGCCUAAGCUCAUUAACGACAAGCUCGCUGCUCUGGGUGCUUCAAGGCUUGCCGAACGUGGGGAGACUGACGCUUUGAAGAACAGUCUUUUCACAGAUUUCGAAGACUGGGCCGAGAAGACCCUCUGGCCCGCUCUUCCUCAGGCCGAGAGCAAGCGCGUCUCGUCGAUCAAGCGCGUUAAAUCAAGCUUGAGAAUGGACGUCAAGAAGGAAGACCGGGCUGCGCACCUCAACCAAAGGAAUCUGCGAUGGGCCAAGGUGCUCGACGCUAAGCAGCUCACGGCAUUUGGCAGUCCCCAAAAGCGACAUAUUGAGAUCGGCCUCCCAGAGGAAAUGUCUUACCAGGUCGGUGACUACCUUGCCAUCCUACCGCUGAAUCCAGAAGCUAGCAUCAAGAGGGUUAUGCAUCGGUUCAAGAUCAACAUCGAGAGCAUCAUCACCAUCGCCGACGCUGGGCCUACAAACCUGCCAGCCAAUGUGCCCAUGCACGUGGAUGACCUGCUUAGAGGCUAUGUGGAGCUCUCACAGCCCGCUACUCUCCGCGACGUCCAUACGCUGUCCGAGGCGGCAACAGGCGUAGACAAGCAAAAGCUCACUGAUCUGACCGAUCAGACGAUGUACGAAGCUAGCAUUCUCCAGCAUCGCAUCAGCAUUCUUGACCUCCUCGAGCAGUACCCGAGCGUUGACCUGCCGUUUGACCAAUUCCUGACCAUGCUUCCGCCACUGCAGACGAGACACUACUCAAUCUCAUCGUCCUCGCUCGCACAGCCUGACUCGUGCACCUUGACGUACUCUGUCAUCGACGCUCCCACCAUGUCCGGACUCGGCGACCGCUUCCAGGGCGUGGCUGGUACCUAUUUGAAGACGCUCAGGAAGGGAGACGACGUCCUCGUUUCCGUGCGUGCUACAAACAAGCUCUUCCGUCUGCCUGCCGACCAGGCAAACACUCCCCUCAUGAUGUUCUGCGCCGGAAGUGGCUUGGCACCCUUUCGAGGUUUUAUCCAGGAGCGGGCGUACCUGAUCAAGGAAGGAAAACGCAAGCUUGCUCCCGCCUUGCUCUUCUUCGGAUGCCGGUCCAGGAAAGAGGACGCGCUGUACGAAGAAGAACUCGCCGAGUGGCAGAAGAUCGGCGCGGUGGAUGUGAGAUACGCCUUCAGCAAAAGCCCUGCCGACAGUGCCGGCUGCAAGUACGUGCAGGAACGAAUGCUCCACGACAAGGCGGAGGUUGUCGACCUCUUCGAAAGGGGCUCCAUGGUCUACGUGUGCGGUAGUAGAGCGGUUGCUACCGAACUGGGCGGUGCCGCGAGGGAGCUCGUCAAGUGGAAGGCUGAGAUGGAAGGGAAACAGUUGAGCUCAGAGAUGGUUGAAAGUUUCAUGAGUGUGAUGAAGAACUCGCGGUUUGUCAGUGAUGUUUUUACCUAG